Molecule: messenger RNA, 5464 nt
Organism: Aphanomyces invadans
Lineage: Eukaryota; Oomycota; Saprolegniomycetes; Saprolegniales; Verrucalvaceae
Exons: 32
Coding region: 29-5362 (1777 amino acids)
Molecular function (GO): calcium ion binding
Source: RefSeq, a predicted model, not a curated record
CGCGAAACCGUCGUGGGCGAGAGGCGGCAUGAGGCGCCAGGGCUUCGUCAUGUGUGCAUGGGUUGCUGCAGUGCUCGGUCAAGGUCCUUCGGCACGUGACUUUACAAACGCUCUCAUCCAGUCCACACGUUGUACGCCAACGUCGACAACUUCGGCAUGCUUGGCGUACGAGCGGUGCAAAGCAACCCAUCGCUGUGCUCGAGGAAGCGAAGAGUACACGAUCGGCGACGCCAAGUUGGAAGCGUUCGACCAAGAGUUUGACCAAGGCCGUCGGUCCCAAGUCCAGCUCGUCAACGACUUUGAAGAUUGGAAGACUGGGGUCCACCACUGGUCGGUGCCUCUCGAGUGGAAAGCCCCGACCAAGUUUGGAUUCGACACAUUCCACUACCCCCUGCUUGGAUCGCUCGAGCUCGCGUCGGGCACCGUGUACAUCGACACGACGACGGCAGGCAUGUCUGGCGAUGUCUCGUUCCAAGGGAUGCUGCUCCAAACGCCUCAGCGCACCACAGUCGCUGUUUUUAACUUUCUCACGAUACACUUGGGAGCGAAUGUUCAAGUCAAGCUCAAGGGUCGACAUGCGCUUUGUUUACUUAGCCGCAGCAGCGCCGUAGUCAACACGCACCUCGUGAGCCCGCCGGGGAUGCUGGGCGGAUUCCCCGGCGGUGGAACGAUUGCCCAGCACAACAUCAACGGUCCAGGAAGCUCCAGCGUCCGUGUGUACACGCACACGGUGCAAACGUCUGGAGCGCUCGAGCCGACGGUGAUGGAGAUUCAAACGAGCGUUGCCGCGGGCCAAACGAUGCGAGGGACGUUUACGCUCUCGAACGGGGCCAACGUAACGGCGCGCAUUCGGUACGACGCGAGCGCCGAAGAGAUGCAGGCGCAGUUGGAACUUGGACUUGGCGGCGUCGGUCGCGUCCAAGUGACGAGAGCUGGCCAAGAAGUGGCGAGCGUCGGCCGUAUUUGGAGAGUGUCGUUCUUGACGGCGGUGGGAAACGUCCCGUUGCUGACGCCCACGUCGUACUUGACGGGCCUCGAUUCGACGGUGCAGACGCGGCUGGUCGCGGUUGGAAAUCAGCUCAGCGGCGUGUUUCGCCUCCGUUUUCUUGGCCAGACCUCGCCCGACUUGCCAUACAACAUAAGUGCCGACGGCAUGGCGGCGGCGCUUCGAGCAGCGUUUGACGUGCAGCAAGUCGCUGUCACAAAGGACGUGCCCACAUCGAUCGAGCGGGGAUGCACAUGGCGCAUUCAAAUGACAACGUUACGAGGAAACGAGGCCCCCACUAGCCCAUCGGCUCCAGUCGUGGAUGCGCCGUUGACGUUCAUGACGGCGAGUGCCGCCGACGUCGUGGUGGACCCAGUGACCCAUGCCACAACGACCCAGCCGUAUUUGAUCGGAAAACGCGCCCAAGUGACGAUCUCCGACACGGCGGGGUUUUCGCUCAGCUAUGGUGGGAAAGGCGGCCGGUUGGCUGCCAAUGGCGACUUGAUUGGAGGGAGCGGGGGCGGUGGAGGGGGCGACUCCCCCACCGACUUUGGCCAGUUUCCAAGACCCAUAUUUGGCGGAGCUGGCGGAGGGGCGAUAUAUCUCGCUGCCGUGAAUGACAUGACGCUUGGCCCCAACGCGUCGUUGGCGGUCCAUGGCGAAGCGGGCGAGAGCGGCAUUUUUGCAGGCGGAGGCGGCAGCGGAGGGUCCAUCGUGCUCACCAGUGGCACGAGCAUUCACAUCAUGGGCACGUUGGCGGCGACAGGGGGACUGGGAGGGCGAAGCACUCAAAGCCCCGGCGAGAACGGGUCGGACGGAGAAAUUUCGCUGCACGCGCAUGCUGUCGCGUACUCCGGGGCUGGUGCGAUCGUGGGCGGCACGAUCCAUCUGGACAUUCAAACGCAGCUCCAACUAACCACCGAUCCGUUUGUCGGCGCUGCACAGACAGCCAAGUCUUUGUACUUGGCCAAGAGCGUCAUCGAUCCAACACCGACGUUGGAAGGCCCGUCGUUCAGAGUGUUUCCGAGUCAACCGAGCCGGGUAUCGUACUUUGUGCGGGUGGGGGCGACGAAAAUCGGAUCGCUCCAAACGAAUCGAGGGGCGCUCUUUGGGGUCCAUCAUUCGUCCGACCCGACGCUUUUUGUGGUUGCCAUUGGGAUGAUGCAAGGCGCGCUGACGUACUCGACCAACGCGAGAGGGUUCCCCGUCCAGGCAUUGCUCCCUGCCAUCCAUCCAUGGCAAUGGUAUCAAGUCGACAUCUUUUUGAAUUGGCAUGUGCUCGAGCUCGAAAUUCGAGUCAAUGGCGUGUCGAGGGUCGCGCACGUCCCGUUCGCCGCGGACACGGUGGACUUGAUCGGGCUGUACACGUACGAUGCGAUGCAGACGUGGUGGGACGAGCUGUAUGUCGGCCUCGAUCGCACGAUGAGCUUUCACUGCCCCACGGUCGACUCGAAUGGCCGCGUGGUCGUGUCCCAGCCCCGGCAGCGCCCGCUGUGGUCCCCGGCAGUCGUGGGUCCGCCGACGCAGUAUUCGCCGCCAAUUCGCCACUACAGCCAUCUCUCGAGACGAGCGGUGUACGCGUACGACAACGGCGGCCUCGCUCCCAACGACGGGCCGCUCCAUCGCGUGUACUCGAACGAUAUUCGGGACGACGUCUUCGAUGCAGAUGCGUCUGCGUUGGGCAUGGGCGAAUUGGUCGCGAUCGCGAUAUCCCCCGACGUAUCGAUUGUGUACCCAGUCGACUCGAACGCGGAACGGAUCGCAUCGACCGCAACGACGCUGCCCAAAGAGUCUCAGUAUUGGUUCUCGGAAGUCCAGCUUGUCGAUGCCAACCACGUCGUCGUGGGCGGCGGGAUCGGGGCAUGCUCUACGACGGACCUCAUCUCUUGGCGCAACGAAGGCAUCAUGCUGCACUUCGCCAACCUGACCGAUCCGUUUGGAGUCCACCAACGCCUCGUCGCGACUCGUCCAAAGGUCGUGUUGACCCGGCCUGGCGCUGAGCAGCAGUUUGUCAUGUGGAUGCACGUCGACAACGCCCAGAACGAGAUGGGGCUGAGCGGCGUGGCGACGGCCGACUUUCCCAAUGGCCCGUACCGAUUCCAAGCGAGCAUGUACCCGCCAGGUGCGACGGAAGCCCCCGGCGGCCAAACCAUCACGGAAACGCAUGACCAAACGGUGCUUGUGUCGCCGACCAACGAUGCGUACUUGAUUCAGAGCUACUACAAGACGGUCGAAUACUGGCUGCCGCGGCCGAUCAUGGACCCGCUCUGGGAAAGCGUCAAGCGUAUGGAUGGGUCUGUCGACUACAGCCUCAACUUUCACCGAGCGUUCUUCACAAAAGACUACGACAACGUGGACGACAUUUACUUGCAACGAUUUCGAUCCGAGGACGCACCGUGGGCCAUCACGUGCUGCGAUCGAGUCACAAACGUGUGCGAUGAUUCCGUGCUGAUCCACAACGAAGGAUGCCCGCCGCCGUAUCGCAAGCAAGUGAACGGGUUGGCCCAGCUCCACGAGCCCAUUCGUUCGCGGUACAAGGACCCGCACGACCCCCAAAACAACGCGUUUCGGCCGCAUUCCGUGCCGUCGCACACGGACUGGGGCUUCCAAGUCUACAACAUCAAGACGUGGCGCGGCAACUACUUUGAUGCGUUGAGCACGAACAUCACGCUGGCCGUAUUCAAGCUGUUUGCCGGCAUGGCGAGUGCGUACGCGAUUCCAUCGACGCAAGAGGUGACGUACCCGUUCGCGUCCGAGUCGGCUGCCUUUAUCAACACGACGGACCCGCCAAACAUGAUGGACUUUAUCCUGGACACACUCGGGGUUCCCAUGAGCCCGUCGUUUCUCGAAAAGUUUGACGACUUUGACAUGAAGCACAUGGACGUCAACUUGGACGGCAAGUUGACGCUCGACGAAGUCGCUGAAAUGAUGAAGUCGGGCCAGAAAACCCUCAGCGCGACCGCGUUCGACGCGUUUCUCGUCGAAUUGGAAGCGCUCAAGCGAGAAGAGGCGCUCAAGUUGGACCCGGAUCGAGAUGGCCGGAUCACGUAUGGCGAAUUCGACGCGUGGGUCGGGCUCGAUCCGGCGCUCGCGUUCGAUCGAUUCGACCUGGACAAGUCGGGAUACCUGGACGAGAACGAGUUGUCGCGCUUUCUCAUGGAUCGCCAGCUACCCCGCCUCGACGCGAUUGCCAUCAUGCUCGAUCCCGACUUUGACGGGCGCGUGUACUACGAAAUGUUUGAGCAGUUUGUGUUUCAGGCCUCGUCCGUGGUAUUUCGAAGCUACGACUUUGACAACUCGAACGACCUGAACGCGAGCGAAGUCGCCCUGCUCCAAGCCGAUAUUGGCGUGAGUUUUCUCAACGCCCCCGUCAUGCUGUCCCUCCUGCCAACCAACACGUCAACGAUGCGCCUCGACACGUACAUGACGUGGAUGACGGCGUCCGCGAGCGAGCUGCGCGAUCGAGUCCAAGCGUUCAAAGUCGACAAUGGACUGCAUCCGACCCGCCCGGAUCGCAUGACGGGACCGCAGCACGUUGUCGAGCAGCGCCGCGCCAAGUAUGUGUCGGUGUCAAAGCUCACUCCAGACUACGUCGGCAUCGAGGCGCUGUUGGUUGAACUCGAGGGCGAUUUGGACGGCCAAGGGGCGCUGCAAGAUAUCGCGAGCUUGGUAUUGCAGUUGAAUUUCCCGCCGACGACGCAGUCGCUCGUGCCAUUUCGACAAUUCCUCGCGCCUGCUGCAUUUGGCCAGUACGCCAGCUAUUGGAACGGACGUACAUGGGAGCCGCGGCCGUCGGCCCCGCCAGCGUUCACCUACGGCAAGUCGACUCGAUGGAUGUGCUAUCGAGCCAGAGUCACCGACGCUGCAGGCCAACAAUGCACCGACCAAGUGCGCAAUCCCGACUGCCUGCCAUGCUUGACGCAAUCUCCGUAUUUGUCGACGACCGUCGCGGUGUAUCGAAACAUCGAGCCGACGCUCGCCCACUGCGACAACAACAAGGAACUCGAUGCAUACUUGAAACAAUUCGACCACCAAGUGUCGUUUCCUCUGCGGUUCCAGCAAGUCGCCCGCGUGUCGUCGGCCGGUGUCCAGCCGCAUUAUUCGCCGUGCUUGAACCAGUCGGAGAGUGUGCCGUGCGAUGUGCUCAAGGUGUACGAGGCCACCGCUGUGACGCCAUGGUCCUUGGCAUGGGAAUCCAGGCCUGUGAACCAAGGAACGUCCGUGAAAAUACGAGCGGGCCCGAUGCAGUUGGAAUCGAUCGGCCAGACCUUCCAAGAGCGCUUCCCCCGUCGAGUCGCCGAGCCGCCUUUUGCCAUGUGCGAAAUCAACUCGACCGUCGUGCCCGACCAGUACCAACACGUACUUGGCGGGGGGUAGCGCGAGUCGGUCUCACUCGAGGCAUUGUGUACCAUAGCCUGGUUUCGUUUUAACGUCGCCAGCACGACUGGCCACACUCUUGCAACGAGAUGCCAUCGCGAG